AUGAAAAUAAUCCUCACAGGCAGCACCGGCUUCAUCGGAACCGAAAUCCUCAAACAAUGCAUCGCCCACCACUACAUCACCCACAUCCACCUCCUCACCCGCCGCCCCCUCGCCAACCAAUUCUCCCACAAAAAAGUCACCCAACACCUGCACCUAGACUUCGAAACCUACCCCUCCGACCUCCUCCUCCGCCUCCGCGAAGAAGGCAUCGAAGCCUGCAUAUUCGCCCUCGGCGGCAAACUCCAGAAUUUCGCAAGCCUCGACGAAGCGAGGAAAGUCGGCGUCAACUACCCAGCCGCAGCGGCCGAAGCUUUCGCAACACAUCUAGCCACCGCGCUGGAGCCGUAUGAAGGAUACCCGACAUCUCCGCCGAAAGCUGGACAGAAGAGCUUUCCGUUUCGCUUCGUGUAUAUUUCUGUGGCCGGAGCGGAACCGGAUCAGUUUCGGAAGUUGUGGGUUAUGAGCGAUACGAGGAAAAUUAAGGGGGCGGCGGAGAAGGCGAUUUUCGGGGCUUGCGAGGAUGGCGAUUAA
Pseudocercospora fijiensis CIRAD86 is the source of this 531-nucleotide messenger RNA. RefSeq lists its product as uncharacterized. NCBI's taxonomy places the organism in Eukaryota, Fungi, Ascomycota, Dothideomycetes, Mycosphaerellales, Mycosphaerellaceae. The transcript has 2 exons. The coding region runs from base 1 to 531 and encodes 176 amino acids. The record is from RefSeq and is a predicted model, not a curated record.